This is a messenger RNA of Penicillium taxi, 2118 nucleotides long. RefSeq names its product ATP-binding cassette long-chain fatty acid transporter PXA2. Lineage: Eukaryota; Fungi; Ascomycota; Eurotiomycetes; Eurotiales; Aspergillaceae. The transcript has 4 exons. Gene Ontology annotation, biological process: very long-chain fatty acid catabolic process; long-chain fatty acid import into peroxisome; peroxisome organization. Gene Ontology annotation, molecular function: ATP binding; ATP hydrolysis activity; ABC-type transporter activity. The record is from RefSeq and is a predicted model, not a curated record. Gene Ontology annotation, cellular component: peroxisomal membrane. The coding region runs from base 1 to 2118 and encodes 705 amino acids.
AUGCCUGCUCACUCCAAGCUCCUACCCGAUCGCUCCGUCAAACAGAUACUCUCAAGUCUCACGUCACUCUACCUCCGACACCGCACUGCAGUCUCACGAACGGUGUAUCUUGCCCUAUUUGCAGCUCUUGCGAAGCGAAUUCAUAAUGCCAUCUCCGAACAAAAGGCAGCCUCCCAGCAGGUAGAACUGCGCCGGCGGCCCGCCACUGCCAGCCUCGGUGAUGAGGAUCAACCGCGCAAAAAGAGGGUGGGUAUCAACCACGAGUUCUUCAAGCGCUUGCUUCGCUUACUCCGAAUCCUUAUCCCUGGUUGGCGUAGCAAGGAACUGCGGCUUCUGUUCAGUCACAGCAUCUUUCUCGUGCUCCGGACGUUGCUCAGUCUCUACGUUGCCGAACUGGAUGGCCAUCUUGUCAGUAACCUAGUUCGAGGAAAGGGCAAGGAUUUUUUGCUGAACAUUUUCUGGUGGAUGAUUGUGGCUAUACCUGCAACCUUCACAAACUCCAUGCUCUCAUACCACCAAUGCAAACUCUCUCUAAGCUACCGGAAACGCUUGACCGACUAUAUCCACGAGAAAUACCUAUCCAACAUGACUUUCUAUGCAAUCUCCGCUCUCGAUGACCGGAUCAAGAACCCAGAUCAGCUGGUUACGGUUGAUGUGUCCCGCUUCUCAGAUAGCUUGGCCGAACUCUAUUCUAAUUUAGCAAAGCCCAUUCUGGAUAUGGUUGUCUACAACUACUCUCUCUCAAAGAAUGUUGGAGGCGAGGGGUUGUUCAUCAUGAGUUUGCUGGUACAAAUUUCCGCCAACGUGAUGCGCAUGCUGACCCCGCCGUUUGGCAAAUAUGUCGCUGACGAGGCUCGCCUGGAAGGUGAAUUCCGGUUCUUGCACUCCCGACUCAUUGACUACAGCGAAGAAAUUGCCUUGUAUCAUGGGCAUGAAGCUGAGAAAGAUACUCUUGAUAAAGGCUACUUCACCCUGAUCAAACAUGUCAAUCGCAUCCUGCGUCGACGUCUGUAUCAUGGAUUUAUGGAAGAUUUUGUAAUCAAAUACUUCUGGGGUGCCUUAGGUUUGAUGCUGUGCAGUGUGCCGGUGUUCUUCAAAAUUCCGAACCAGGUCACGCAGACCAUGGGAGACCGAACUGAGAGCUUCGUCGUCAAUCGACGAAUGCUAUUAUCUUCGUCUGAUGCGUUUGGCCGUCUUAUGUUCUCCUACAAGGAGAUCUCUGAGCUGGCUGGCUACACUUUCCGUGUCUCCUCGCUAAUUGAGGUCAUGGAUGACCUCUUAGCAGGGAGAUUCGAGAAGAAAUUGGUCUCCUCAGCAUCGACCGAGGAGAAUGCAGCCGUUCUCUCCGGUCGUGGUAAGGCCAUAGAAGGCGACUCCAUCGAAUUUAAAGACGUGCCAAUUGUAUCACCCAAUGGGGAUGUUUUAGUCCGAAAGCUAUCCUUCACAGUUCAUUCUGGCGACCAUCUCCUCAUUGUCGGCCCCAAUGGAUGUGGCAAAUCCUCACUGUUCCGCAUUCUGGGCGGACUCUGGCCUGUCUACGGCGGCUUUGUCAAAAAACCUCGGUUUGAAGACAUCUUCUACAUUCCGCAAAGGCCAUAUCUCUCCCGUGGAACCCUUAGGCAGCAGGUCACAUACCCGGACGGCAUUCGCGAGAUGCGCGCCAAAGGUAUAACAGACGCAGACCUGUACGAGGUUCUGUCUGUGGUUGAAAUCGCCUCAGUGGUCGAUCGUCCCGGCAGCUGGGAUGCUGAGGAAGAAUGGCGAGAUGUGUUGUCGGGUGGCAUGCAACAGCGCAUUGCCAUGGCACGUCUGUUCUACCACCGACCCAAGUUUGCCAUUUUGGACGAAUGUACCUCCUCUGUAACACUUGAAAUCGAGAAGGUCAUGUACGAGACGGCGAAGAAGCUGGGCAUCACAUUGAUGACGGUCAGCCACAGACGGAGUCUGUGGAAAUACCAUAAGAAGAUCCUCACCUUCGAUGGUCAAGGCGGUUACGUGUUUGCCGAGCUUGACUGGGAAAAACGUCUAAAGCUUGAAGAUGAGAAAGAAGAAUUGGAAUUGCAACUACGGACUGUACCCGAGUUGCAGCGACGGAUUGAUGAAUUGAUGGACAUUUAA